UUGGAAGAUGCAUAUAUUCGGAAAAUCAGACCACAUCGCUCACUCAAACGUUAUUCCACUUCUAAUAAUGAUCAGCUGUCUUCCAUCAUUAGUCGUCAUGUCAAACAAGGUUAUUUAUUUAGUCGUAUUACUGUGGGAAAACCUUCUCGCUAUUCUUGGGUUAGACGAUGGUUUUUCUUAAAGGAUGGAUGGUUUGGUCAAUGUACAAUAUCUACUGUUAAUAAAUCAAGGGGUACAAUCACUAUCAACGAUCGAAUUCCUAUCGAUGCCUCUUGUGAAUGUCGGAUCUUUAUUGAUAUUGAUAGACGAUUUUGCUUCCAAGUCAAUGGGUCAAGCACCUCUUUCUUCUUACAAGCUGAAACGGAACUAGAUAUGCAGCAAUGGUUAUGGGCUAUCGAAAGGGCAAAGGAUUUUUAUGGAAAGGAUCAACAUCUCAACAAAUCUUCUACUGACAUCAUUCCUCGUGCUUUGUUAUCUCCAAAAGCAAAUACAUCUAUUCGAAAACCAUUGGAUGAUAAAUCACAUAUUUUAAUCACUUUAUCAUCUUCACCGCCAUUGAUACCCCCAAUAACUGGCCCACCUGCAACUAUCACUUCAAGCCCGCAAGCAACGGAUUAUUUAGCAAAUGAUGUCUCCACUAUAUCGGCAAUCAUUACUUUGAUGCUUAAGGAAGGAUCAAGCUUCAUCAACUCGACUGCAACGGAUGAAUGGAUUUUGAAAUCAAGUAAUAGCCAGGAACCUGAUGCAUUGGUUAUAUGGCCCAACAAGAUGGAAUUAGAAGCUCCCAAAGUAACUUUGAAUAAUUAUUCUGAUGAUUUGAUCGCUGGACAACGUGAAUUACGACGAUACUUCGAAAAUGUGCCAAAAAGGGAAACUGUACUUGAUAAUCAGAAAUAUCAGAAUAAGAACAAUAGCUUCAACGAUGGAAAGGGAUAUACAGGAACUGUUUAUGUGACUCAAACAAAGUUAUGGUUUUAUAGUUGUCGAAUGAUGACUUGUGUCAACGCUAUUGUUAUACCCUUUAACAGCAUUAAGACAAUCCGUUUGGAAAAGGUAUUAUCAGCAAAUUCUCAAGGCAAAUUGAUGUAUAUUGAAACCAAACAAAACCCAUCAAGCGUCUUUUGUUUUGGACUUUGGUUGAAUGCUGCUGAAUUGAUUGCAGAAAGAAUCCGUGUAGCCACUGAAAAUGCAAAGCGAACAGAGAAAUUGGAUGAUCAAACCUUAUUCGACAUUUUACGUUGCACGACUAUUGGAAAACUUAAAGCAAAAACACCCACCAGCCACGUCACUACCAUUAGUGCAUCCAAUGCUGCGGUAACACCACUCACUGUACAAGCACAAUCACGACUGACAUCGGAGCAACAAGCAAUAGUUGGUUAUGCAAGUGGUAGUGAAGAGUCGAAAUCCCAAUCCUCAUCAUCGGCCUCCUCUUCAUUAUCUGAUAAUAGUGCAAAAUCAAUGAUCAGUGCAACACCUACACCAGACGAGACAACUGAUGACAACUUGUUGGAUCAAAAGAAACAACAACAGCUUGACAACAUGGCAGCAACAAUACCAUCAUCAUCAGCAAUACAAAUCCCUGAAGGUCCUGUUGGUUGCAAUUGUGAUGAUCAUUUAGAAAAAGUGGAAAUCGAUGUUGAAGUACCGGCAAAUGUUCGCACAAUAUAUGAAUUCUUGGUUAGUACAAGAUGUUGGGAACAAUUAAACAAGGCAAAAGGGAACUCUGUUCCAAAUGCUUCAAAUUGGGAACAAACAAAAACCGGAACAAAUGAAAGGACAUUGAACUAUACCAUGCCAAAUCCAAUGUCUAAAACAAAGGAUGCCGAUGUGAUUGAAACUCAAGAAAUAUUACAGCAACAACAUGGAUCAUGUUAUGUUAUGAUGAUCACGACCAAAACUCCUACAUUACCAUAUGCGGAUGCAUUUAUUCCAAUGAUCAAACUCUGUAUCACUUUUACUAGUAUCAAUUCCUGUCGACUUGUGUGUAGCUUUGGUGUCAAAUGGUUGAAGAGCAUCAUGAUGAAAGGGAUGGUGAACCGUGCAGCAGUAAAAGGAAUGUCUGAAACAAUUACUUCAUUGAUCCCCAUUGUUGAACAAGAAGCAUCGGCAUUACAAGGAAAAGCAAACGUCAGCGGUAGUGCAAAUAAACAACAAAUGACACAAAAAGAGAGAUUGACUGGAAUCCAGGAAGAAGAUCAAGUGGCGGCGAAGCAACAAUCACCUUUAACAACAGCAAUUCAUGGUGACACAAGACAGAAAGGAAAGUUAGCUACAUCGAACAUUCUUUAUCGUGAUACCCUACUCAGCCCCCGCUGGCUUGCUGGUUUUAUGGGAGUGGCGCUGCUUUUUUUACUCGUCAACAUCACGUGGUUUACUGGAAGAACCAGAUCAUUGUCAACAACCAAUUCUAUGGGCAAUAUAUCAUGGCGUGCAGUACAUCUUACAGAUCUUGAACCUUUAGUGAAUGGAAAAGAUACUGAAAUCAAUCGAUAUAAUUCUAGGUAA
This is a messenger RNA of Halteromyces radiatus, 2505 nucleotides long. RefSeq lists its product as uncharacterized. Lineage: Eukaryota; Fungi; Mucoromycota; Mucoromycetes; Mucorales; Cunninghamellaceae. The annotation marks the transcript as partial. The record is from RefSeq and is a predicted model, not a curated record. Gene Ontology annotation, molecular function: sterol transfer activity; sterol binding. Gene Ontology annotation, cellular component: cortical endoplasmic reticulum; endoplasmic reticulum membrane; mitochondrion. The transcript is spliced from 12 exons. Gene Ontology annotation, biological process: intracellular sterol transport.